Ilex paraguariensis (yerba mate) is the source of this 2059-nucleotide messenger RNA. The record is from the annotation of a GenBank genome assembly. Lineage: Eukaryota; Viridiplantae; Streptophyta; Magnoliopsida; Aquifoliales; Aquifoliaceae.
UUGAAGAAUCAUUUGAAAUGCUAGAACAAUUCUGAUGUCUAUUAUCAGAACAAUACCAUUUUUUCAUUGAAAAGUCCAAAUCCUUGAACUUUGAUGAAUUGUCUUUUGUUUGAAUAUGUCACCAAUUUGGUGGGCCCUACUCUUAUUAAGUUUCUAUGAUUUUCAACUAGAACUAGGAACUAGGAACACUUGGUGGUGUGGUAUAACUUUAAUCUUAUCCUUUCUUAAUUAUGCUAAUUAUGUUGAUGCUUUUCCAUCCACAGGUGAGAUGGCUUUGCUGGUUGAAGGUCUGGCUGUUGGUGGGGAGACAUCUUUAGAAGAGUACAUCAUCGGUCCAGCAGAUGAAUUUGUGGAUGAUCAGGAACCAACUGCUGAAAAAGACUCUAUAAAAUUGUAUGGACCUGAGGAGGGCCUUUCCUGGGUCGCCAAGCCUGUGCCUGGACAUAGUAGUCUUGGUCUUGUGUCCCGCCAAGGAAGCAUGGUAAACCAGAGUGUGCCUCUUAUGGAUCCUCUUGUGACUCUCUUUGGCAGUGUCCAUGAGAAGCUCCCUGAGGCAGGGAGUAUGCGAAGCAUGCUAUUUCCCAAUUUUGGCAGUAUGUUUAGUACAGCGGAGCCCCAAGGUAAAAAUGAACAGUGGGAUGAAGAGAGUUUGCAGAGGGAAGGUGAGGGUUAUGCAUCAGAUGCUGGGGGGGCAGACUCUGAUGACAACUUGCAGAGCCCAUUGAUCUCACGCCAAACAACAAGCAUGGAAAAGGACAUGGUCCCUCCUCCCUCCCAUGGAAGCAUUCUAAGCAUGAGACGGCAUAGCAGUCUCAUGCAAGGAAAUGCUGGCGAAGCAGUCAGUAGUAUGGGCAUUGGUGGUGGUUGGCAGUUAGCAUGGAAAUGGUCUGAGAGAGAAGGUGAAGAUGGAAAGAAGGAAGGAGGCUUUAAAAGGAUAUAUUUGCACCAGGAGGGAGUACCUGGAUCAAGGCGUGGGUCUCUUGUUUCACUUCCAUAUGGUGAUGGUCCUGCCGAUGGUGAGUUUAUUCAGGCUGCUGCUCUGGUAAGCCAGCCUGCUCUGUAUUCCAAGGAACUUAUGGAUCAACAUCCCGUUGGACCUGCAAUGGUUCAUCCAUCUGAAACUGUUUCAAAAGGACCAAUUUGGGCUGCUCUUCUUGAACCAGGAGUCAAGCGUGCAUUGAUUGUUGGGAUCGGAAUUCAAAUACUUCAGCAGUUUUCUGGCAUAAAUGGGGUCAUGUACUACACUCCUCAAAUUCUUGAGCAGGCAGGUGUUGAAGUUCUGCUUUCCAACCUUGGCAUUAGUUCGGAGUCUGCCUCUUUCCUUAUCAGUGCAUUCACAAAUUUUUUGAUGCUUCCUAGUGUAGCUGUCGCCAUGAGAUUCGUGGAUGUCUCAGGCAGAAGGACACUGCUGCUCACUACUAUACCGGUGUUGAUAUUGUCACUCAUCAUCCUAGUCGUUGCCAAUGUUUUUGACUUGGGAACUAUCGCUCAUGCAGUAAUCUCAACCAUCUGUGUUAUAGUCUACUUCUGCUGCUUUGUUAUGGGAUAUGGGCCAAUCCCAAAUAUCCUCUGCGCAGAAAUAUUCCCUACACGGGUUCGUGGCCUCUGCAUUGCCAUAUGUGCCCUAGCUUUCUGGAUUUGUGACGUUAUUGUUACCUACACGCUGCCUGUGAUGCUCAAUUCAAUUGGCCUCGCUGGUGUCUUUGGCAUUUAUGCUGCUGUAUGUGUCAUCUCCUUGGUCUUCAUCUUCUUAAGGGUUCCAGAAACCAAGGGUAUGCCCCUAGAAGUCAUCACAGAAUUCUUUGCUGUUGGUGCAAGGCAGGCUGAUAUUACCAAGAAUGAAUGAUGAGGAACUUUGACCAGCAUGUCAGUUCUUUCAUUGCAUUUGCUGCUAAGAUACCGCUCGACAAUUCAGCUUCCUUCCAGCGAGUUUUGUGCACUGUGAUUACAUUGAGGAUUAAAAUGUUUUGCGUUAUUGUAUGGCAAAGUUUGAAUUAGGGUGUAAUCCAUGUACUUGAAUAAAGGAAGAUAUCAAGUUAACACGGCAAUACUCAUCUUG